AUGGAAGAGAAAGAUGCUUUAUUGAAGUUGCAAAAGCAUUUUGAAGCGCAAUUUGGUAAUGUGGAAGGGAUUUUGCCUGUCCAAACUCAAAGUUCCAAUGAAGAGUCUGUUAACGAAAACGAAGAAGAAAGUGGAAACGAAAGCUUAGAUGAAUCAGAGAAAGAUUCCUCAGGAGAAGAGGAAGAAGAACAAGAAACGGAAUGGACGCCUUCUUCAUCUUCCAUCGUUAGAGUAUCUCAUCAAGAAAAGGAAAAGCCCAUUGUUUUAAGGGCACCCGGAAAGAAUUCGUUUUUGAAGAAAAUGCCAAAACUGGAGACGGAAGAGGAUUUGAAAUUAAAAAGGAGAAAUGAGCUUCGCAGGAGAAAGUCUUCUCGAGAUGGUGAAGAAGACGAGACCCCUGACAACGAAGCUGAGAAUUUAAAGAAUGAUGUAGAGCUUCAAAAGCUUCUUCGGGAAUCUCAUUUGCUUCAUGAGGUCUCUUCACGCACUGGAGAAACAAAUCUUGUAGCACAAGGAAAGGUCCGACAGAAAGCCAUCCAACAACACAUCAAGGAAUUGGGAGGAAAGGAGAAAGAACAAAAAAUGCCAAUGAUUGCUAGAAAGGGAAUGGCCCAAAAAAGGAAGCAUAUUGACGGGAUUAUCCAAAAGGAGGCUCGUGAAAGCGGUACUGUGCUGGCGAAAAAGGCAAAGCAACCAAAGAAGCAAAAGAAGGGAUUUGUCCCGGGAACAUUUUCUUUACCGGGAAAAUUCGUUGGCGGAACUCUUCGUCUUCCAAAAAGCAUGGCUCCUUAA
This is a messenger RNA of Schizosaccharomyces octosporus yFS286, 792 nucleotides long. Its product is annotated as rRNA processing protein Faf1. Gene Ontology annotation, cellular component: nucleolus. The transcript has a single exon. The record is from RefSeq and is a predicted model, not a curated record. Gene Ontology annotation, biological process: maturation of SSU-rRNA from tricistronic rRNA transcript (SSU-rRNA, 5.8S rRNA, LSU-rRNA). Lineage: Eukaryota; Fungi; Ascomycota; Schizosaccharomycetes; Schizosaccharomycetales; Schizosaccharomycetaceae. Bases 1 to 792 code for a protein of 263 amino acids.